This is a messenger RNA of Psammomys obesus (fat sand rat), 2823 nucleotides long. RefSeq names its product PX domain containing serine/threonine kinase like (gene Pxk). Gene Ontology annotation, molecular function: ATP binding; phosphatidylinositol binding; actin binding. Lineage: Eukaryota; Metazoa; Chordata; Mammalia; Rodentia; Muridae. The record is from RefSeq and is a predicted model, not a curated record. Gene Ontology annotation, biological process: early endosome to late endosome transport; protein targeting to lysosome; protein phosphorylation. Gene Ontology annotation, cellular component: extrinsic component of endosome membrane; early endosome; late endosome. The transcript has 18 exons. Bases 90 to 1838 code for a protein of 582 amino acids.
AGCCGCGGCGGCGGGACGCGGCGGGUGGCGGGUCUCGGCGCCUUCGGUUCCUGCGCCGGCUUCGGAGGCGGCGGCGGCGGCGGCCCGGGAUGGCCUUCAUGGAGAAGCCGCCGGCCGGCAAGGUGCUGCUGGACGACACGGUGCCGCUGACAGCGGCCGUCGAGGCGAGCCAGAGUCUGCAGUCGCACACGGAAUAUAUCAUCCGAGUACAAAGAGGAAUUUCUGCAGAAAAUAGCUGGCAGAUUGUGAGAAGAUACAGUGACUUCGAUUUACUCAACCACAGCUUGCAGAUCACAGGCCUAAGUCUACCUCUUCCUCCCAAGAAACUGAUUGGAAACAUGGACCGUGACUUCAUAGCUGAGAGGCAGAGAGGCCUGCAGAACUACCUUAAUGUUAUCAUGGCCAAUCAUGUCUUGUCCAAUUGUGAGCUGCUUAAGAAGUUCCUAGACCCAAACAACUAUUCUGCAAAUUACACUGAGAUCGCCUUACAACAGGUUUCCAUGUUCUUCCGAUCAGAGCCAAAGUGGGAGGUGGUAGAACCACUGAAAGACAUAGGUUGGAGGAUAAGAAAGAAGUAUUUCCUGAUGAAAAUUAAAAACCAACCAAAGGAGCGGCUGGUGUUGAGCUGGGCAGAUCUUGGCCCAGACAAAUACUUGUCAGAUAAAGAUUUUCAGUGUCUAAUCAAACUUCUGCCUUCCUGUGUGCACCCUUACAUAUAUCGGGUUACCUUUGCCACGGCUAAUGAAUCCUCAGCAUUGCUGAUUAGAACCUUUAAUGAAAAGGGAACUUUGAAGGAUCUGAUCUAUAAGACAAAACCAAAGGACCCCUUCCUAAAGAAGUACUGCAACCCCAAGAAAAUCCAGGGCCUUGAACUCCAGCAAAUAAAAACAUAUGGACGGCAGAUAUUAGAGGUACUGAAGUUUCUCCAUGACAAGGGAUUCCCUUAUGGCCAUCUUCAUGCGGCUAAUGUGAUGAUGGAUGGCAACACUUGCCGGCUGCUCGAUCUUGAAAAUUCCUUAUUGGGUCUUCCUUCCUUCUACAGAUCCUACUUCACACAGUUCAGGAAAAUCAAUACAUUGGAAAGUGUAGAUGUCCACUGCUUUGGCCACUUACUGUAUGAGAUGACUUAUGGACGACCACCAGACUCCGUACCUGUGGACUCCUUUCCUCCUGCACCAUCCAUGGCUGUGGUGGCCGUGUUGGAGUCUACGCUGUCUUGUGAAGCCUGUAAAAAUGGCAUGCCUACCGUCUCCCGGCUCUUACAGAUGCCAUUAUUCAGUGAUGUCUUACUAACAACUUCGGAAAAGCCACAGUUUAAGAUUCCCACAAAGUUAAAAGAGGCACUGAGGAUUGCCAAAGAAUGCAUAGAGAAGAGACUCACUGAGGAACAGAAGCAGAUUCACCAGCAUCGAAGAUUAACGAGGGCUCAGUCACACCAUGGGUCUGAAGAAGAAAGGAAAAGGAGGAAGAUCUUAGCUCGAAAGAAGUCAAAACGAUCUGCUGUUGAAGACAGUGAAGAACAGCCACUGAAGCACAGCAACUCCAACAACUCGGCAGGAUCUGGGGCCAGCUCACCCCUCACAUCCCCGUCAUCUCCAACCCCACCCUCCACAGCAGGGUUGUCUUCUGCAUUACCUCCACCUCCUCCACCACCUCCGCCUCCACCUCCACCAGCAGGUCCCUCAUCAACCUCAGGCACAGAGAUGCCUACUCCACUCCUGCCCCAGGCUGUGAAUGGUGUGAACCGUGGGGCCUUGCUCAGCUCCAUCCAGAAUUUCCAGAAGGGAACUUUGAGGAAAGCCAAAACUUGUGAUCACAGUGCUCCUAAGAUUGGCUGAUGCUUCCUGUUUACACUGGGAGGGCAAGCUCUUCUGUCCCACUCCUACCCCUGAAGUCCUCUUCCUAGGUGAGUCCUUGCAGAGCCAGCACAGCCAGCACUGCAGACACUCCAAUGAAGAGGCUUUUCAAGAGGGAAAUGCUCUCCAAGUAGAAUAAAGUGGGGCCAGCAUUGCUGCCUUAAUGAGUAUUUUGCUCCUUUGUGACUCUAAUGGGCUUCCUUUAGGGGCAGUGGCAUAUGGGAAUCAUUGUUUUCACCAGCUAAAGGAAAAUGACAAUAAAACAAAAGCAAUGACAAUAUUUUGUCACAGCAGCAAAUGGCCUUUGUGACUGCCCCUCCUACUAUAUCAGAAGUGUUCUCUAGCUCAUUCCUCUAAAGCAUAUUUUGAUUAUUUCUUAGGUAGUUUCCAUUUGUGCAACCCUUCCUUCUCAGACGCUAACCCUGUAACCAAGGUGGUGCCCUUAUGAGGCAGAGGAGCAGCUCUCACUCCCUCAUACAGGACAAGGAGAGUUACUCAGCCUCAAGUUCAGUGGGAAUCUCACUGCGCUGAGCAGCCACUCUGGAUUCAUAGUUGUUCUCAGCUAUACUGUAUUGAAACAGAACAUUAACCACAGAUAAAGGUCUUGCUAGGUAAAGGACUUAAUCCCCAGCAGUUACGUCCACUUUGGGUAGAGAGAGGGAGGGCCAGCAUUGCAAGUAAAUCUGGCAUCUAUAGCAAUCACUUCUGAUUUGAUUUAUCCAACUUCAGAAUCUUUUUGAUGUUACUCAGUUAUUAGUAAUCCUUUAUCUUAUGAUUUUCUUAAAAUUUAAAAUUUUCAUUUUAAAUAAACUGCACUUUAAAGGAUUAUAAAAAAUCCAUUUUAAAAUUCAAAUACACACAUCAGUGUUGGUUACUAUGCAGAAAGAAUGUCAUCGUGUAUAGUUUCAUAUAAUCUGUGAUACAUGUUCAGCUGUAUUUUUUAUUAAAAACAAAUCAUGUCAAGAAA